CAUAAUACUACGCACGGUGACGCGCUCCAUGGGGACCUGGCUGCCGCUGCUGCCGCCGUCGUGAAACACUGUGCCGCUCGCUCGUGGCCGAGAGAUAUGCAUCUCCUGUGACCCCCUCUUCGUGCACAGCCGGACGAGUCCAGUCAAAACGACGAAGCGAUCCCGGAGACAUGUCCGCGCAAGGUUUGUUGAGCAGCGUGUUCUCGUGCUCCCUGAGCCCCAAGACCAUCUCCAAGCGCAGACUGCGGCAGACCAGGAGUCUGGACCCGGCGCUCAUGCGCCACCACAGCGCCGAGGGCGAGGCGGAGGCGUCACCGUACAAGGGGGAUCUCACCUGGAGCAGCGUGUCAGGAUGCAGCGUUGGCCUGAAGCCAGUCCACUUGCAAAGCCUCUCAGAGCUGGAAAGGGUUCGUCUCCAGGAUGUGGCCUACAGGCGAUUGCUCCAGGAUCGCGACCUGGGCUGCCACAUCACCAUCCCUAAAAGCCACAAGCACAAGAAGUCACUGAAGAAGAAGUUGGAUUCGUUAUCGAAAGAGAAGAGUAAAGACAAAGAGACUGUGCCGCAGGCGUUUGGCAUACCGCUGUCGCAGGUCAUUUCCAAUGACCGCACGCACAAGCAGCGGCACGAUCCCCCGCGGGAGGAGCACAGUGACCCCACCGAAUUGAUGUUGUCCUUCCUUCACCUCACGUCCAGCUUCAAAAGGCCCAGCAAAGAGCUCUCCAGCAGCACUUCGUCACUUAGCUCCACCUCUGAGACCCCGACUGAACUGCCCCCUCUGAGUACGACAGACGCAGCCCCGCGGACUCACAGAAGGGGUGGAGUGUCUGUGGAUUGCAUCACUGACCUUGAUGAUAACCAGUCUCGGCUCUUGGAGGCCCUCCAGCUGUCCCUGCCAGAAGAGGCAGCUGGCAACAGGAAGAAGCGCCGUGACAAAAAGUUCAGCCUUAACCCUAUUUACAGACAGGUGCCCAGGGCGGUGGAUCUCUGCUGCCAGCACCUGGAGAAAUACGGUCUACAGACGGUUGGAAUUUUCCGUGUUGGUAGUUCCAAGAAGAGGGUACGACAGCUUCGCGGGGAGUUUGACCAGGGAUGGGAGGUACAGUUGGACGAGGAGCACAGUGUCCACGACGUAGCUGCGCUGCUGAAGGAGUUCCUCAGAGACAUGCCGGAUCCACUGCUGACGAGGGAACUCUACACGGCCUUCAUCAACACAAUGUCGCUGGAUUGUUCAGACCAAGAGAGCGCCAUCCAGCUCCUGAUAUUUCUGCUUCCUCCCUGUAACGGCGACACUCUGCAGCGUCUCCUCUGCUUGUUGUCCACUGUGGCUGCACGUGCUGAAGACAGCCUGGACAGUGAUGGGCAGCGGAUAACAGGGAACAAGAUGACAUCACUCAAUUUGGCGACCAUCUUUGGACCCAACCUGUUGCACAAGCAAAAAAAGGACAAGGAGUUUGCGGUGCAGAGUUUUGCCCGUGCUGAGGAGAGCACAGGCAUCAUCAGCGUGGUCCAAAGGAUGAUCGAUGCAUAUGAUACACUAUUUAUGGUUCCUGCUUACCUGCAGAAUGAAGUGCUGAUGACUUUGCUGGAAACUGAUCCUGAUGUUGUGGAUUACUUACUCAGGAGGAAGGCCUCUCAUUGCUCAGAUCCAGGCCUUCUUAGAGCAGAGGAGUCCUUCCUUCCGACUGAGCAACGCCUGUCCAGUGAUUCCAAAGCAUCCAGUGGAGAGGUGUCUCCCUAUGACAACAACUCCCCUGUCCUGUCAGAUGGACGGCAGUGGAAAUACCCCGAGGACUGCAGUCCACUUUCAGACCGAGAGCCAAUACUCACCGGACAUUCAAAAGACAGAUCUGGCAGCACCUCUCCCACUAUUUCUAGCAACAAAGUGGCCUCAACAGUUGUUGGCAAUGAUGAUUUCUGGGAGACCUGGCAUGAGCUGUUAAACAAAGACUUCACCGGCCACCACAUCACUGGCUCCCUUGGAGAUGUGUCAGAAUGUGAGUCGUAUGGAUCAUCAGAGGGGCUGAGCAGUCACCAAGGUAACCACAAGUUGCCCAUCAGACCAACACAAACCUCAUUGGGUGUGCUGGAAUGCAGACCACACCUCCCGGUGACUCGCAGCAGCAGCGGUCCUCAUGACCAGAGAGGACAAGCAGAGUCAUCACUAUAUCAUGGACUGAGCAGCCAAUCAGGAGCCAUUAGCUCAGACGACUUAGCAGCAAGGACGGGACUUCCUUCAUGUCCGCCAUUAAAGGUCCGGGUGAACAGCAUGUCUCACCUUCACUACUCUGGACCUCUGAGGGAGACCCAUAUUUCUCACUCCACACCCUCCCUCUUCACGCAUCACCCUGACCCCCAAACUCCACAACUCUCCCAGCGCAGCCCGGCUUCCCAGACUGUAGAUAUGGCAGACGCCUCCGGGCCUGGACAACAAAGGGGCUCCAUUAGUACGAGUGCACCAGACUGGCAGACGGAGAGGUGGCAUAUAUGGCAGAUACUGUCAAAAGAAAAUGCAGACGCUCUGCCGGAAACCUUGGUGUGAUGCACCCCUUUGACUCUGAACUAUAAUGAAGAUACUUUUUAGAUAUUUCUCACAUCAUUUUAUUUAUUUUUUUAUCAUAUCUAUAAUUCAAGUACCAGGUAAUGUUUCUUAUUGAUAGACUCAUAGAAUGUUGCACCAACCUUUUCCUACUGUAUUUAAAUUGGCUGCAUAUUUAAUCAUGAUAUAAAAAUGAUUGCUUUAUGUAAUUUUAUGUUGUAACCUUUAAAUACACAUUGUUUACACCCGAACCAUGGAUAACUUAUAUUGUACUUGAAUGUCACAAUUAAACUUCAAUGUUAUUAAUGCUUUA
This is a messenger RNA of Scophthalmus maximus (turbot), 2850 nucleotides long. RefSeq names its product rho GTPase-activating protein 6-like. Bases 171 to 2540 code for a protein of 789 amino acids. Gene Ontology annotation, biological process: signal transduction. The transcript is spliced from 13 exons. Lineage: Eukaryota; Metazoa; Chordata; Actinopteri; Pleuronectiformes; Scophthalmidae. The record is from RefSeq and is a predicted model, not a curated record.